Ornithodoros turicata is the source of this 1779-nucleotide messenger RNA. RefSeq lists its product as uncharacterized. The transcript has 3 exons. The coding region runs from base 282 to 1196 and encodes 304 amino acids. The record is from RefSeq and is a predicted model, not a curated record. NCBI's taxonomy places the organism in Eukaryota, Metazoa, Arthropoda, Arachnida, Ixodida, Argasidae.
CGGCUGGUCUCGGAGACAGUGCUUGGAACUACUGGCUUCGUGGAGCUUGUGGAACAUCCCGUGUGUAGCCUCGGAAGAGACAGAUUGUCUGUUCACAGCAGUUGCCGUCCGGUAUCCGAGCCCUUAAAGCGGAUGGACCAUACGCCGCCACGCGGGUACAACCCCCGGAGCGGAGCGAAGGCCCUGUACUCCAGCGGUCCCACUCGGAGGAGCGGCCGGUACACUCCCCUACCCAGCGUACACGUACCCGGCGCCUACGGGGCCGAGAGGACCGCCCGACGAUGAGAAGGCACCUGCCGUGCCUGCAUCCGAAGGUUGCUUUGGUAGGAGACGCCGCCCGCUGGCUUCUGCUUCAGUCGAGGUUCACGUCCUUGCAGGACUUAAAGCAGCGGUUUAAAAACGAAUUCCUUCUCCCGGAUUACGAUUACGAAUAUCGUGUCGUGGAGGAGCUGCACAAGCGUACUCAGCAUUCAGAUGAUACCUUGGCAGAAUUCGUACGGGCCCUGCAAGACCUGUACAGCAGAGCAGAACCAACUGCUACAGAGCAGCAGCAAGUAGCACGGGCUAUCCGUCAGUACCACCCACGCUUCCGGCCCUAUCUUCGAGCCCAUCGCUUUGACAGCCCUGAAGCGUUGGCGCAGGUGGCUCGUACGUACCAUAGAGGGCGACCUCCUGGCCGAACUCGAAUAUCGGCCAGGCGAAUAUCGGCCGCGCCUGAAUUGGCGUUAGAACCACGCUGUGCGUGUUCAGCGGGAUCAGCCUCGGUCGAACGCCUACCUGCAGUGGGACAGGAUGAGCACCACCGCUAUCCUUUGCGGUGCCAUCCUGCCGAGCAAUUGAUCCCUUCCGUCAUGGACAGAGGGCGAUCCCCGCAAGAACGGGUCAUGACAGACCCGACCUGCCUAAUUAUCGUGGUCAACCCGGCAACUCAGCUGGCGAAACCGCUGACAGGCAGCGGGAACGACAGCGUCUGCUGCGCCCGCAGUCGCGAAGGUCCGCCGGCUGUUAGAAUUGCGUUAGCCCCGAACAUUUUCGUCGGGACUGCCCGCACCGAGGGCCGAAUACCGGUAAUGUGCCAACGGGAAACGGCCGCAGCCGACGUCCAUGAACGCUCGCUUAACGACGUCGGCUAUCUGCCGAAAGAGCGAACGAACGGUCGCAAGCAGCGCACUUCAUCAUGCAAAAGCUGGCUCUGAAAGCAGCAACACAACCAAAGGAGACGCAUUAGCCCCUUUUGCUCCCUCUGUUCGGAAUGGCAUUCAGGACAGAGAACCAAACAUCGCCGUUCGCAUUUUGGGCAGAAACCACAUCGCCCUUAUCGACACGGGAGCUACACUCUCCCUCAUCGGCGACUGUGUUUACGGGUACUGCCUGCAAAGACAAGUAGUUCUGCAGACUACUGAUGUCACCCUCCGUCGUGCUUCCAAAGACGUCAUUCCAGCACAAUCUGCAGUUGUGCCCUGGCUCCGUUUCGAUGAGAGACGGCGAAAGCAGCGCUUUGUUCACCUUCCUAGCUUGGCAGUGCCCGUUAUCCUGGGCAGGGAUUUCAUCAUCCGGCAGAAGUUGGCGCUGGACCUGCCCAAUGGAGGAUACGUAUACCACGGCUCGACAGGGUUCUUCCCCUUCGCCACGGCAGCGGACGACUGCACGGCACAGCAAGCUGCAGCAGUCUCCGCCGAACCGUCUGCACUCCCGACUGUCUUAGGGUCAUUCCAUGGUCCUGAGGAGGAGCACCGUCAGCUUCAACAAGUACUCGGCAGUACGACAGUAUCUUCACGG